AUUUGAGUAAUACCGAGUGUUAGCCUCUCAGCAAAACCUUUGAACAAUAUGUUCUCCUUUGCUUCCUCCAUUUGGGUUUUGGCGACCAAAUAUUUGAGUAAAAUAAGGUAAGUUUCCUCUUUUAACAUCUACAUAGCAUCCUUCACUUUUGCUCCAGGUCAGCUGAUAAUCGCACAGGAAGCGACGACGGAAGCUAGGAUGCCAAAGUGACGUAUUUAUCAGCCAAUAGAAAAGCGUGUUUUUACAGCCUCUAGCCUAUCAGAGAGGGAGUUGUAAAAAAUAAAGGCGGGGCUAAUGUCCCUUAGCAACGCUUGGCUCACAGGGAGUGGUGGCGGUUGUUUCAACAUGGCGACAGCCUCGAAACGAAGAGACGACUCGGGGAUAUUUUGGAUGAAUGGAGCGUUUGAUGAGGAUCAGGCCUUGGCAUUUGUUCCUGGGCUUGACAGAGGACUGAAGACUCCAGUGCCUUUCAGUCUCAGGCCAGACGGCACCGGUACAUCUGGUAAAAGAGGAUCCAAGCUCAGAGUGAAGCAUGGCUUCGACUGUAAAAAUCAAGGCACACAAAAGACAGCAGAAAGAAACCACUUAGAAAGUAAUUUCUCCGGAACAUUUACAAAAGAAAAAGGGCCAGUUCAACAUGUUGCUGUACCCAGCGUGCACACCAUCUCUCAGUCACAUGAUGCUUUGUCACAGGUGAACUUUGAGAACAGCAGAGAGAAGAGUGAAGUGUCUUUGAAGGACCUCUGUCUUGAAGAUAAGAAACGAAUUGCAAACCUGAUUGAGGAACUUGCAAGAGUAAGUGAGGAGAAAGAGGAGUCGGUGCAGCGUCUAAAAGAUGAACAGGGGAAUUUUGAACGCAAGGUCCAGCAGCUGGAGCAGCAGAACCUGAUGAUAGCACAGGAGAGGGAGAGCCUACAGCAACAGUACAGAGAGUGUCAGGAGCUGCUCAGGCUCUACCAACAAUACCUAACUCAUCAACAGGCCAAGCUCAACCAGUCCAUUGCUGAGCUCAGCCAGCCUCCAAACCACAGUAAGGUGCUCAGUAGUGAGGAAGCUCCCAGCAGGACAUCUGCAAGCAGAGCUAAUGGAUCACUCCUCGAUGGCUCGUACCUCAGCCUCGCUGCUACUGAAGCACAACAGGCCCAAGCAUGCCGGAGUGGCAACGCAAGAAGAGGGGCAGCAGAGAUGUUCAGAAACCCCGCCUCAGUUUCCUGCGAUUGCAGCAAGUUAAGUCUAAACCCUGAGCCAUUCCAGCAACACGUGUAUCAGAAAAGAGAGCGCAGGCAGCCACACACGUGCUGCCAAGGCAGCUGUCAUGACAAUGGCUGCAGAACACGGCAAUGGAGAAGUGACAGCAGCUCCUGUCUGGUAAACUGCCAUCAUGACACCUCUAGCCAGAAGGAAUGUGAAAGACCGCACAGAAGGAAUAUCAAGGGCUCUGAGKCUAAGGAAGACCUGACCAGGCCUCUGCUGGGUCACAAGGACUGGGAGGAGAAGAGGCACCAGCUGCUACUGCAGAAGAUGCAGCUCGAGACGGAACGAGAGUGGCUGCAAGCACGGCUGGCUGAGCAGGAGGAGAGGCUCAGCAGACAGAGUGAGCAGCUACGACAAUCGCAGCUUGAUUACAGCAGGAUUCAACAACCCAGUCAAGCUCAGCUCAGCAGCUCAAAUAGCAGGAACGCAGGGCCAGAGCGGGAGGAUCCUUCCCACCAGGAUUUACCCUCCAGUCUGUCUGAAGAAGCGGAAGCACAAAACUUGAAUAAAAUAAACACUGUGAGUGUUUCGGCUCCUUCCACCAGUGCAAGCGCAGCACAUCCCUUAGGACAGUCCAAAAGAGACAUGCCCAUGUCUCCAGAAAAGUCUUCUUCAGGCCUGAGUGUGCCCCCUUCUGUGUCUGCAAACCCUAAGACCCCUGAGACCAAGCUGGACCUUUCUUUGGUUGAGAUCCUGGACAUUUUUAGUCCCAUCUCUGCCCCAGAGCAGUGUAAGCCGGGUGCUCGAAGACCCAGAACUUCGCAACCCAAAUUGACCCGCAUCGCUCCCAAGUCAUCAGAAUCCACCCUGCUCACCCCCAGUGGGAAUUAUCCUCCGAGUUUUCGACAAGACCUGGAAGAAAGCCAAAUACUGGAAGAUAUAUUUUUUAUUUAUUAACAAAGCGGAAAAUGGAGCACGAGAAAAUAAAGUCACUUAAUUCUGACAAAUUACUUUUCUUUAUAAUGCUUUUCUUUUAAUUCUCAGUUAACACUCCAACAUUAGAAGAAAUGUAAUCCUGUAGAUUGUGUUAUUAUGAGCUAUAAUGAUGUUUUAUUUUAUAUACAAAUAAAUGCUUAUCUAUGCAGAAUUGGAUCUUUUUGUAAAUGAAAUCAUUCUUUUCCUCAGGAAAACUUUUAACUCUUAACUGUGUUUGUCUCUGAAGACCACUGCAAUGUAAAUGCAAACUGAAUCUCAUGACUUACAAUUGUCCAUUCUGAAUCCGACUCAAAUGUCCUCUGCAUAAAUCACAACCUCGGAAAUUUCAUGUAAAUUUGAAGCCGGUUUGUUCCAACACUUUUCUCCUUUCACUGCAUUUUUACAACAACAACAACAACAAAAAAGCUGUUUUCCUGAUGAGCUAUCAGCAAUUAUGACACCACACAGAAUGCUUUAUUCUAGACUGUGCUUUAUUAUUGGGCUAAGCUGAGACGCAUCAUUCAUUUAAAAUUACAAAAAGAGGAGUCCAGGGGACCAGAGAAUGGUGCAGUCUGGAGAAACAGGRGCGGGGGCCUAAAAGCGCACAGCCCAAUCAGAAGCUCAGCUCAUUAGGAACCUGGCAAAGCUUUUUAAUAUGCAACAUUCAUUUCCCCAACUCUCCCAUCUGUGCUGAAACUGGGAAAUACAGUAGAUUUCCAGAACAUUUUUGAAAAAAAACCACAUGAUGUAAAAUGUGAUUCUAGCAACACUACUGAGCUUUAGAAACAAAAGACCGACAACAGCACAGAAGAAAAAAAAAAGAAAAAGGAAAAGAAACUCAAAUUUUGUCUUUUUUUCUUUUUCUUUUGAUGAAAUAGUGCAGACUUCAUGGAAUUUUCUUCUUGGCAGAAUACAUCGGUUGAACAAGAUCAGAGCUCUGUCAAACAUUUAAAAAAAGGUUUUAAAAGCUAAGUGUUUCAUGCUACCAAGGGAUCAAUGAUUAACAAGAAUCCAGUGGAUUUCUGAUUACAUACAGAAUUGACAGCAGGUUUAAUAUCUGGUUGAAGAUGUACAAUUUAACCGAAGAUUAUUCUUUUUUUCCCUCUACAAUGUUUAAACAUUUUUAGAAUGAACAGAAAUGGUUAAUAAAACCAAAAAAAUAUGACCAAUUUUGGCAUUUUUUUCAGCAACCUCUCUUUUUUUUCUUGUACAGUAUGAAGCUAUAAUUACAGUAUGCAUAAGGCUUGUGUGUUGUACUGCAUUGUUGUGAAUAGUUUUCUAGUGAUAGGAAAACCCAAAAUCAGUCUUUUAAAGGAGUUAACUCCGGAUACUUAACAGUGGCUACGAUGUCAUGUAAAGUAGCACUCUGAAGCAUACAGAGCUGUGGCAUUUAUAGAGCUCGGAUCUUGGAUCAAACAGCACAAAUAAAUAAAUACAAUAAAUAAAUAAAUAGAUAAAUAAAUAAAUGUUUAAAAUCUGUCUCUGACAUCACUUGGUCAUUUGGAGUUUUUAUCUUUUUUUUUGUUUGUAUUUUCUUUCUCCAUCACCAAAGAAGGGCUGAAGGUGUGGUCCCUCAGACAGGAACAAGGAUCGUCUGCGGACCACUGCUGCAGCAGCCCGUGCAUGUCAUAUAAAAACGAUUUGGUCACGUACCAACUCAUAGAAAAAUAAUGCUGUGAAAGCAUGCAUAUCAUCUCGAACAUGACUUCUAAACAAAUCAUCUAAACAAAAAUAAAUAAAUCAAAUGAUUAGAACCCACA
Molecule: messenger RNA, 3929 nt
Organism: Austrofundulus limnaeus
Lineage: Eukaryota; Metazoa; Chordata; Actinopteri; Cyprinodontiformes; Rivulidae
Product: KIAA1328 ortholog
Exons: 12
Coding region: 295-2151 (618 amino acids)
Source: RefSeq, a predicted model, not a curated record